CCGGCGGCAGGGGGCGUGCCCGGUGCGGCGGCGAUGGCGGCGGCGGCGCCGCGCUGGCGGGAGCGGCUGUUCGCGCUGUUCUUCCUGUCGCACGUGCCGCUGACCGCGCUCAUCGAUGCGCAGCCGCUGCUGCCCGCGGGGCUGCUCCCGCAGGCCCUGACGGAGCUGCUGCAGUGGUACGCAACCACCUUCAGGGACCCCCUGAUGCUCCAGCCCCCGGAGUGGUUCAAGGCAUUUAUCUGUUGUGAAGCUUUCCUGCAGCUGCCCUUCUUCCCCAUCGCAGCCUACGCCUUCCUAAAAGGGAGCUGCAGGUGGAUAAGGACUCCGGCCAUUAUCUACUCCACACAUGUGGCUACCACUCUGGUGGCCAUCCUCGCGCACAUCCUGUUCCACGACUUCUCGGGGCCGGAGCAGCUGGGACCUCGGACGCAGCGUGAGCGCCUCGUGCUGCUCUCCGUGUACGUGCCCUACUUGCUGAUACCGCUGCUGCUUCUUUACACCAUGCUCUACAACCCCCACUACAACCACGUGGAGAAGCGGAAACGGAAGUAGCCCGCUCUGCGGGUCGUACGUCCAACGCUGACGCAGAGCCUGUGCUGACGUGGUCCUCUGGGACAAACGCUGUGCCAUGGGGGUGGCUGCAGCAGCCGUUCCCAGCGCACCAGCUCCCACAGGGAAGAACGGGCUUGGUGUGAGCUGAGCCCCGCGGCUGCGGCGCAUGCAGGGGAAGGCGAUUCCCACCUCUCCCUGUCCCAUUGUGCCCUCUGCAACGGGAAACCGGACUUCAAUCACCUGAUGUGUAACUGCGUGGUGGGGGGAUGCUGCCGCUGAUCCCUGUUCCCAAGAGGACUGCCAGGAAACCACUUCAGUCAGAAACGUGUCUUCCAAGAGCUGGUUAUACACAGAUCCCCAGAGCGACGCUCCCAACACAUUCCACAUCCUACAGUCGCUCUGAGCUUCCUCACCCCUUCCUUUAAAAUCCCGCCUUCCUCUGCUCUGCUUCAGUUUUGAUUGUCAGUUAAUUUGCUCAGUGAUAAUACAAUGUGCCCAAACUUGGAUUUACUAAUGCCUGAAGUGACCUUUGUUGGACACUGAGGCAUAAUUCCUGGGGGAUUCUCAAGUACGUCAGGGAUUGUGAACAAGGGUUGGCAAUUUCUCUCUCCAUAAAAUCACUUCUCAUGUGGAAAUAAAUAAACGCAUUAAACUGCAU
Messenger RNA from Pezoporus flaviventris, 1210 nucleotides. It is a transcript of the gene TMEM97, whose product is annotated as transmembrane protein 97. The transcript has 3 exons. The coding region runs from base 34 to 552 and encodes 172 amino acids. Gene Ontology annotation, cellular component: endoplasmic reticulum. NCBI's taxonomy places the organism in Eukaryota, Metazoa, Chordata, Aves, Psittaciformes, Psittacidae. The record is from RefSeq and is a predicted model, not a curated record.